Molecule: messenger RNA, 2202 nt
Organism: Taeniopygia guttata (zebra finch)
Lineage: Eukaryota; Metazoa; Chordata; Aves; Passeriformes; Estrildidae
Gene: FGF4
Product: fibroblast growth factor 4
Molecular function (GO): growth factor activity
Source: RefSeq, a predicted model, not a curated record
CUGUUUGGCUUUUGGUUGGUUUUCUUUUUUUUUUCCUCCCCUUCUUUGACCCCGGGCUCCCAUAAAGUGGGAGCUGGGGGCAGAGCGUGUAUUUUCGGAGCGACCGGCGGCCCUUAAACCGGGAUGCCUCUCCCCAGGGCGCUGCUGCCGGCGCUGCUCCUAGGGCUGCUGUGGCCAGGGGCUGUGCGUGGCCGGUCGCCCCCAGGUCGCCUCCCCGCCGGGUCCCACCAGCGCCGCUGGGACACGGCUCUUUUCGCCCGCUCCGUCGCUCGCCUCCCGGCUGAGCGCCACGAUGCCGCCCGCGACGGCGACUACCUCCUGGGCAUCAAACGGCUGCGGCGCCUCUACUGCAACGUGGGCAUCGGUUUCCACAUCCAGGUGCUGCCCGACGGCCGCAUCGAUGGGAUUCACAGCGAGAAUCGAUACAGUCUGCUGGAAAUUUCUCCUGUGGAAAGAGGUGUGGUGAGCAUAUUUGGUGUCAAAAGUGGACUCUUCGUGGCCAUGAAUAGCAAAGGCAAACUCUAUGGAUCUACCCAUUUCAAUGAUGAGUGCAAAUUCAAAGAGAUUCUCCUGCCAAACAACUACAAUGCUUACGAAUCCAGGAUUUAUCCCGGGAUGUACAUAGCCCUGAGCAAAAAUGGAAGAACAAAGAAAGGCAAUAAAGUAUCGCCCACAAUGACAGUGACACAUUUUCUUCCUAGAAUUUGAGACAUCUCCCUUCAGACCUACCUCAGCACAGGGGAAGACGCAGAACAGAACACCUUUGGGGAAAAGAAACAUGGUGCACUUUUACUGAAGAGUUUUAUGCAAGAGUAGGUGUAAGAUAUUUAAGUUAAUUAUUUAAAUCUGUAUAUAUUGUCACAAAAUUUAUUUAUAGUUACUUUUUAAAAAAAAUUUAAUCUCUGAAAACAAAACAAACCUCCAACCCAAGGUCUUUCAUUUCAUGGUGCAACAGUAGAAGUCUUCUGCUUUGUGGUUUAUUUAAUUCAGUUGAGUUAUCACAGGUGUGCUGCUACUCCAUGUCCUAAACCAGGUGACAUCCAAUUCCUCUCUCCCAAAGUUUUGCACUGUUUGUGCGUUGCUCAGUGUUUAUUGCUGUAUAGGUGUGAGUUUUGUUUGUUUGUUUGGGUUUAAUGGUGGCUUUGUCCUCCCCUGAACGUUUUCCAAGCUGUCGGUGGCUCCCAGUGCGGUUCCUGGCCAGGAGCAGGAGGUGCCAGGGUGGGAUGCCAGAUGCCAGUGUGGAGCCACAUGCAGUGCCUGAUCCCCUUUGCUAUUUCACUGCAGUGGGAUUGGUUUAUCCCGGCACAGGAGCACGGUGCUGCACAGCUACCCCACAAAUCUGUUUCUAAAUCCACCAGCGCUGAACUUUGAACUGCCCUGCAGUCCAUCUCCUCAGAGAGGCUGAAAUGCCUCAGCCGGCUCAGCAGGGCUGGGGUUUUCUCUGCAAAAAAACCCUGUCCCUUAAUGGGAGCUUUCAUUUGGCACCAUUGCUUGGCAUGAGGCUAAAAUACAACGUCAGUCCCUCCCCCAGCAAAUGCACUGUGGAACACACGACAAUGAACCAGCUCUACUUCACUCUAACCAAAUUCCCUUUCUUAUUUGGAGACCACAUUCAUUUUUCAAAGUGUGGGGAGCUCUAUAACACUCCUAAGUUUUCUACAAGGGAAAAAAAUUUGCUGGAUUGUAGUAAACACUAGCUCCACAGAAAAUAUUUAGAUUGAUGAUGACGAAUUGAGGUUGGGUUUUAUUAUUUUUGCUGCAGUAUUUGGAAGGAGAAAUAUGCUGCUUUUUUUUUUCUGUCUCAUUCCCUGACGAAGUUGGUUAAUUUCUACCUCACUUACUCUCAAAGCCAGUCUCAUAACAAAUUCUGCAUGGCAGGAAGGUGCCCACUUUCCUGCUUGGGCUUAAAGUUCUGGAGGAGGGCCUGGGGAACAAUCAUAAUCCCAAAUCUCUCUUUUUUCCAUAUGUAGCCAAAAGUAUUCAGGAUAGAGUCGGUUGCAUCCUAUUUGAGCCUUGUCACGUUUGAGCUAUCUUUACCCAGUGGUUUACUUUUAGUAAGGGUAAUCAUGGUGAAAAUAUUUGCAGGCAGCUGUCAGGCUGCAGUAUUAUAUUGUGAUGAAGUAAUCCUAUAUUUUUCCUUAUCUAUUUUGCAAGUGUAACUCAUGUCUCUAAUGUGAUGAAGGAAAAGAUAGAUAGAUUUGA